This is a messenger RNA of Dichotomopilus funicola, 1116 nucleotides long. RefSeq lists its product as uncharacterized. Gene Ontology annotation, molecular function: cysteine-type deubiquitinase activity. The record is from RefSeq and is a predicted model, not a curated record. The transcript has a single exon. Lineage: Eukaryota; Fungi; Ascomycota; Sordariomycetes; Sordariales; Chaetomiaceae. Bases 1 to 1116 code for a protein of 371 amino acids. Gene Ontology annotation, biological process: protein deubiquitination.
AUGUCGGAACCCCCCAAACAACCCCCCGUGGAUUCCCCUACAGAAACUCCCAAAGAAAAAGAAACCCUCGAACAAGCCCAAACCCGCCACCGCAAGGAACAGCGCGAUCUCCAAGCACGCAUCACUAAUAAAAAAAAGAAUGCGACCAAGAAGACGCGGAAAUUUGUCAAUGACGAGUGUGUGGAGUUGGAGAGGGCGUUGAAGGAACGGCAGGAGGGGGAGGUUAGGGGGAUUUUAGGGGAGGGGGAUACCCAGGAUGAUGGGGAGCAGGGUGAGGGAGAAGACGAGGACGGCGUAGAUGGUCUGGCGGGGAAACUGGCUUCUACCACACUCUCACACCAACCACCAUCAUCAUCAUCACAACCCCCACAACCAUCAGCACCUCAACCUCAAGCCUCACAAGCAGCUCAACAAAAACCUAAACGCAACCGUCAAAAAGACCGCCUAGCCCGCCGCGCCGCCGAAACCCAAGCAGCCAUCGACCAAGCCGCGCAGGAAGCUGCCGCCAUGCCGGACCGACGCACGCUCGAGAAACAAGCCAUGCAGCGCGUGUUUGGGGAGCAUGGGUUGAGGGAGAAGGAGAUUGCGCCCGAUGGGCAUUGUUUGUUUUCUGCUGUUGCUGAUCAACUGGGGGUUAUCGGCCUGUCUGUCGUCUCGGGUGGGAAAGGGGAUGGUUCGGGCGGUGGUGAUUCGGGUGAUGGUGUUGAAAGGGGGGAAGAGAAACAGCGCGGAGCAGAAGUAAAACAACCCCCCUACAAGCUCGUGCGAAAAGCAGCAGCAGAGUAUAUCGACACCCACAAAGACGAAUACGCAGGGUUUCUGGAGGACGGCGUACAAGUGGACGAGUAUGUCGCGCGGAUUCGGGAUACCGCCGAAUGGGGCGGGCAGCUGGAGUUGAGUGCGCUCGCGAAUGUGUAUGGGGUUGAGAUUCGGGUUGUGCAAGGGCAGGGGAGGGUGGAGGUUGUAAAGCCGACGACUGGUGAGGUACCGGGGGGGACACCGGAGGAAGGGAAAGCAGGAGAGAAGGGACAGGAGAGGAAGACGGUGUGGUUGGCGUAUUAUCGGCAUGGGUAUGGGUUGGGGGAACAUUAUAAUUCUUUGCGGAAGGAGGUGUGA